This is a messenger RNA of Panthera uncia (snow leopard), 5114 nucleotides long. It is a transcript of the gene ZFP69, whose product is annotated as ZFP69 zinc finger protein. Lineage: Eukaryota; Metazoa; Chordata; Mammalia; Carnivora; Felidae. Gene Ontology annotation, biological process: regulation of cytokine production; negative regulation of transcription by RNA polymerase II; regulation of immune system process. Bases 2039 to 3607 code for a protein of 522 amino acids. The transcript has 5 exons. Gene Ontology annotation, molecular function: DNA-binding transcription factor activity; RNA polymerase II cis-regulatory region sequence-specific DNA binding. The record is from RefSeq and is a predicted model, not a curated record.
ACGCGGGGCGGGCCCGGCGGCGCGGGGGGCGACCUGAGGCGUGGGCGACGGCGGGGCGCGGCGGGAGGACGGAGGCCCCGGGCGACGCCGGGCUGCGGCCCACGAGGCGGGGCGGCGGGUGGAGCCGGCUGCCGCCGCCGCCGGGCCGGCGUCAGAGCGAGUGCCCGCGAGGUGUAUCCUCGCGCGCGUCUGCGGGAAGCGGGGUCAGGACAGCCCUCCCACUGCGGCCCGCGGAGCCCCGCGCCCCGGAGCGCGGCCGAGGAAGGCCGCCUGGAAGGGCGGCGGUGAGAUGCUGUGCGGCGGCCGGCCCUAGACAGGCUCCCCGGGGGGACCGGGAAAAGCCCCGCAUCCGGGGCGGAGGCCGAGGUCCGCGGGCUCCCGAAGGAAGCCUGCGGGAACGCUGGGCGUGCUUUGGAGAAUCGUCGGUGAGCGGGGCAUGCGGUCUACGAAGGCGGGGGAAGAACAAAAUCCGCUACCGCCCGGUCCUCUGAAGAGACACCCUGUGGCGCCGAAAGCCUCGGGAGCGAGCGCUCUCGCGGCCGCGUCCUUGGUCCCAGCAGCGUCCGGGGCCGAGCUGGUGAGUGGGAGGAUGCGCGGGUGUGCAGCCUCCGUCCCGGGAAGGCACGGCCGGGAGCGGUGAGGAGCGGCAGCUUCCAAAUGCUGCUUCGAAAGUUUCCCCACUUUGGUAACUAGACGUUUACUUUUAUGUAUUCCGGGGGCAGGAUAUUUCCACAUGCUCCAUCCUGCAGGAUGCAGCUCCUUUCUCUGCAGCGGGCACAGCUUGGGGCCCGGUGGGGGGAGCCCGUAAGCUACAUACCCUUCCUUGCAAACUUCAAAAAGUUGGGCCAGCUCCCUUUAUACGGAGCUCGGUCUGUGCGCGGGGCCCCAGUUACGCUGGACCAGGUGGCUGUGGAGGCACCUGCUCAGAUGCGGGGGGCUUUGGAUGAGAUGAUAGAUUUGAGGUGUUUCCGGAUUUCCCUGUUGCAAACACUUGUGCAGUAGUCCUCAUGAUACUCGAAGUGCUGUAUUUCCUCCAUCUGAACCCCUCCCCCUCCCCCAGUUUUAACAUUUCUGAAACCAGGAGGCAUCUUCACAGGCCAAAAGGACUUGCCCGCUGCUGGGCAUCUGCGUGGUUGGGGAAUGUACCUGUUGCUGUUUGGUCAGGUGAAAAUGCAGCUGUGUGGUUAUUCCAUCACUUCUGACACUUGAGAUGAACUUUAAAUGUAGAUCUCUAAUUGUUUUUAAAAGUAGCUGGAAAAGGUAAUGCUGUGGUAAAGCAAAAAUUGUAUAGCAAUAUUUAUUACUAAGGGUUUUCUGUAUGCUUGACAUUGUUUCAAUUAAUGUUACAGCCCUAUAAAGUACAAUUGUUAUUCCCAUUUUAUAGAUGAAGAAACUGAAGCUCCAGAGAGUUGAAGUGUCUUAGAGCUUUUAAGUACAAGUGUCAGGAUUCUCACCUAAACUGAAUUCAAAGCUUGCCCUCUUAACUCCACUAAGUCUGUAUCCAGGCAGAGGAUGGGUGCAGCUUACUGGGAGGGAAGUCAAGAGAGGGUCUAUGCUUGUUUUUAUACCUUUUUGGCUGUUUAUGGAUGUGUGUAUGGAACUGGGAGACAGCCACAUCCAAGAAGACUGAUUAUACUUAUUCCCACGUUGAUGCCAAAUCUUUAUUUUCGGAUCUUUUGCAGUUUAAAAUAUAUUUCCUCAAGUUCUGGAGUUCUGGAUGUGUGGUCGGUGCUUCUGGAUCCCUCCUCUUCUGUCUUUUGCUCCUCUAGAAGACUAUAGAGGCAUGCACUCCAAACUGCUCAACUGGCUGCCUCCCAAGAAGGCACUCCUUAAUUUAAGAGAGAAGUCAGUUUUUCAGAGUUGUUAAGGUCACAUCAGCCUCUAGGAACCCCCGGGUUCUGGUGCUGCAGGGACACACCAAAGUUCUGGGGGCGGGAGAUUGCGGUCAGAGGAGACCGCAUACCUGUGAAGCCUCUCAGCAGAGAUUCUGGGACUUUCGUCACCAGAAGUGGACACGCCCGGUUGGGUGGGCAUCGUCAUGCUACAGCAGCUCCUGAUCACCCUGCCCACGGAGGCCAGCACCUGGGUGAAGUUGCGCCAUCCAAAGAAGGCCAAGGAGGGGGCACCCCUGUGGGAGGAUGUAACGAAGAUGUUUGAAGGAGGAGCUCUGCUCUCUCAGGAUGCUGAGGAGACCCAGGGAGAAAGUUUGAAGGCUGAAGUCACCUCUGGACCUCCAGCAGCAGAAUCCCAGGAACUGCUGACUUUCAAGGACAUAUCUGUGGACUUUACCCAGGAGGAGUGGGGACAACUGCCCCUUGCUCACCGGAAUCUAUACCGGGAGGUGAUGCUGGAGAACUAUGGGAACCUGCUGUCAGUGGGAUAUCAACUUUCUAAACCUAGUGUGAUAUCCCAGUUGGAGAAAGGACAAGAGCCAUGGAUGACAGAGAAAGAAGGCCCAGGAGAUCCCAGUUCAGACUUGAAGAAUAAAACAGAAACCAGUACAUCAGCUUCAAAGAAUGAGAUUUUACAGGAACACUUAUAUCAUGGCAUUAUGAUGGAAGGGUUCCUGAGAGAUGAUGUCAUUUAUUCCACAUUGAGAAAAGUCUCUAAAUAUGAUGGCGAGUUAGAAGAGCACCAGGAAUCCCAUGGAAGAGAUAUAAGACACGCCAUCCUGACCCACAAGAAGAGUGACCAGGAAACUAACAAAUUCGGGGAAAAUAUUGUCAGUUCAAAUGUUACGAUAGAACAGAGGCACCGUAAAUGUGAUACACCUAGAAAGAGGAAUAAAUACAAAUUAGACUUGAUAAAUCAUCCGAAUUACAUAAGAACAAAAACCUAUGAAUGUAAUAUAUGUGAAAAAAACUUCAAACAACCCAUUCAUCUUACUGAACACAUGAGAAUUCAUACUGGUGAAAAACCUUUCAGAUGUAAGGAAUGUGGAAGAGCGUUUAGCCAAAGUGCAUCCCUUACUACACACCAGAGGAUCCAUACUGGUGAGAAACCCUUUGAAUGUGAAGAAUGUGGCAAAGCCUUUAGGCAUCGCUCAUCUCUUAAUCAGCAUCAUAGAACUCACACUGGAGAGAAACCCUAUGUAUGUGAUAAAUGUCAGAAAGCUUUCAGCCAGAACAUUAGCUUGAUCCAGCAUUUGAGAACUCAUUCUGGAGAGAAACCCUUUACGUGCAAUGAAUGUGGGAAAACCUUCCGACAGAUUAGACACCUUAGUGAACAUAUAAGAAUUCACACUGGGGAGAAGCCCUAUGCGUGCACUGCGUGUUGUAAAACCUUUAGUCAUAGAGCGUAUCUAACGCAUCACCAGAGAAUCCAUACUGGGGAGAGACCCUACAAAUGUAAGGAAUGUGGGAAAGCCUUUAGACAGAGGAUACACCUUAGCAACCAUAAAACUGUUCAUACAGGAGUGAAAGCAUAUGAAUGCAACCGCUGUGGAAAAGCCUACAGGCAUGAUUCAUCCUUUAAGAAACAUCAGAGACACCAUACUGGAGAAAAGCCUUAUGAAUGUAAUGAAUGUGGAAAAGCCUUCAGCUAUAAUUCAUCACUUAGUCGACAUCAUGAAAUACACAGGAGGAAUGCCUUUCGAAAUAAUGUGUAAAAAUAGAUUAUUCAACAUGAGAACAAAAGCUAACUCUAAAUCAGUGCUUUUAAAUUCCAGGAUUCCAAAUUUGAGGAAUUGAUAUAAUGAUACCAGCCUUUAAUAUUGCCUGUUGUGUAAAUAGUACGUUGAUAACUAUUAUCUACUAACACCUCCAUACAAAGUACUUAAGAAUAAAGGAUUCAAUUAAAUUCAGGAUUGUGAUGCACACAUAAUUGUUACCUGAUUUCAUGGUGAAUUAUUCUCCAUGGGCAUUCUCUGAUUUAUAGACUAACAUUUGGGAAGUACUGUUGAAAAAAAUCACCCCUGUUUUUUAAGUAACUUACUUUUUUUAAAUGAGGAAACUUACAAAUCUGAUAAAAUUCAAAUGGCAUAGACAGUUGUAUAAGUGAAAAUCCUUUUCCUACAUCCACCACCAAAUUCUACCUUAGAGGCAACCAUUUUUAUAACUUUUUAUGCACCCUUCAAGAGAUCUUUUUUAUUUGUAUCCAAGAGAAUAUGCAGAGUUCUUUUUAAGCAUAAAUGGCAGCUUCCUAUGUAAACACAUCUGCACAUUACUUUUAUUACUUAACCAUAUAUCAUGGAGGUCAUUCCAUAUUAGUAGAUAAAGUGCCUACUCAUUCUUUUUUAUAACUGCAUGGUAUCCUGUGGUUUGAAUGUACUUUAAUUUAGCCAGUUCACUAUGAUGGACUUUUGGAUUUCUAAUCUUUUGUUGCAAUGAAUAGUCUUACGCAUUUUUCUUUCUUACACAUGUGUUUGUGUAGGGUAAAUUCCAAGAACUGGAGUCUCUAUACUAGAGGGUAUGUGCACUUGUAUGAUGGAUAGUGCCAAACUGGCCUUCAUAGAGGUUGGGCCAAUUUACUUUCCCACCAGCAAGAGGACUAGGAGCCACCUGAUGCUGAAGCAUGUGCUGGACCCACAGCCCUGUUAGUCAUCAAAGAAGUAUCCAUUUGUCCCAAUAGCUAGUGUGGAAGUACCAGCUGAGCUGCAUCCCCAGAAGGAGCGCUGCUCUCCAUUCCUGGAGCCAGAGAGGAGUCUGCAUCUUACUGAACAUCAGCCAAGCCUACCAAAAUCUCAGCUGGAAAAGGAGAAGCCCUCUUUCCACCAACUGCUCCAGCCCUUGACCUCUACGCUGGAGCUGCCUGAUCAAUGAGAGUCCCUUGGAAGAGACCAAUCCACCUAUCUUAGCAAGUCAAAUCUUGGCUGCAACCCCUCUGAUGGAAUGGAGGAACACUGAUAAUUGAGUCAGGAGACUUAAGAUGGCAGGGUGUACUAUGGAUGAUCAACCACAGCAUUUUACCGGAUGGUUAAGUUAGCAAGUUACAGUUAAUACGUGGAGGAAGAGAGAAAAGAGGUAGGGCAUGACUGUCUAAUAAGCAUUGAUUAAUGAAAGUAUUAAUUAACAUUGCUUAUGUUGUGAAAGCUGAGCACCACGAUCGGGGCUACAUGGUUUUGUACAUGCUCAUUUUUCAAUCUGGUAAAUGUUUAUUAAAGUUUUAGUGAGUAA